This is a messenger RNA of Plasmodium reichenowi, 294 nucleotides long. RefSeq names its product dynein light chain, putative. The transcript has a single exon. Gene Ontology annotation, biological process: microtubule-based process. Gene Ontology annotation, cellular component: dynein complex. Bases 1 to 294 code for a protein of 97 amino acids. NCBI's taxonomy places the organism in Eukaryota, Apicomplexa, Aconoidasida, Haemosporida, Plasmodiidae. The record is from RefSeq and is a predicted model, not a curated record.
AUGGAAGAACCUAAAUGUGAUAUUUUAUAUGAACAUAUGAAUUAUGAAAAUAAAAUAAAAUUAAUUAACAUAGCAAAGGAAAUAUAUAUAAAUAUAAAUAAUAAUAAAAUAAAUUCUUGGAGAAAUGCAACUAUAGCUUUAAGAGAUAAAAUAAAGGAAGUUUUAGAUUUUAACGAAAAAGGUUGGCAUAUAAUAAUUGGAUCCAAAUUUGGAUUUUUUUGUACUCAUGAAAUUUAUCAUGCUUUGCAUUUUAAAUUAGAUCAUAUAGAGUUCCUUAUUUUUAAACAUGGAUAA